AUGAGCACUCCCACAUCAGAGCUGACGUCCAAUGUCCAGUUUGACCAGCCCGAAUCCCCUACCAACCUCUCCACCAAGCGCAAGAUGUACGGCUCUGGAUCCCAGACCGGCGUGUCCACGCCACGUUCACAAGCUGUCUCUCGCCCCCUCACCCUGACCCACGGCUCCCUCGAAUACAACUUCCUAAUACCCACCGCCUUACAUUUCAACGCGACACAGCUGAAAGACGCCUUCCUUCAGACCCUCCCCGAACCGACAGAUGAGCUUGCCCAGGAUGACGAGCCUUCAUCCGUCACCGAAUUGGUCGCCAGAUAUGUGGGCUUCGUUGCGAAGGAAGUCGAGGAAGGCGAAGACCCCGAGGUCUUCAGUGAGGUCCUCAAGUUGGUUCUCCAAGAAUUCGAGAGAGCUUUCUUGCGCGGCAAUGAGGUCCACGCCAUUGCUGCCAACUUGCCCGGCAUCGCGGAGAAGAAGCUGGCCACAGUCCAGGCCUAUUACGCAGCGCGCGCCGCAACCAAGCGACCCGUCCGAGCACACGAGUCGGCGCUUCUCCGCGAGGCUGCAGACGAGAAUGCCUACAUCUACGCCGUCUUCGGCGGGCAAGGCAACAUUGAGGAGUACUUCGACGAGCUGAGAGAGAUCUACACCACCUACCCUUCGCUGGUCCGAGAUUUCCUCAAGGUCGCUGCGCAACAUCUCUUGUUCCUUUCCAGAGACCCCCGAGCUGUCAAGAGCUAUGCAAAAGGCUUGGAUAUCUUAAGAUGGCUGGACAACAAAGACUCGGAACCAGAUGUUGACUACUUGGUCUCUGCACCCGUCAGCUUUCCAUUGAUCGGACUCACCCAGCUGGCCCACUAUGUUGUCACAUGCCGAGUGCUCGGCACACACCCAGGCCAUGUACGCGACAGACUUGCCGGAAGCACUGGACACUCGCAGGGUGUCGUCACAGCAACUGCCAUUGCUGCUUCGUCAAAUUGGGAAACCUUCGACAAGCAGGCCCGCAAUGCCCUCACAAUCCUGUUCUGGAUCGGCGCACGAAGCCAGCAGGCGUAUCCGAGGACAUCGCUUUCACCAAAUGUCCUGCAAGACUCGAUCGAUGCUGGUGAGGGCGCACCCACACCUAUGCUCACAGUUCGCGACUUGCCACGUGAGACGGUUGAGAAGCUCAUCGCGACCACGAACCAGCAUCUGCCUGAAGACAGACACAUUGGCAUCUCCCUAGUGAACAGCGCGAGAAAUUUUGUUGUCACUGGACCCCCAAUGUCUCUCUACGGGUUGAACUUGCAGCUCCGCAAGAUCAAAGCUCCCACAGGAUUAGACCAGACUCGGGUGCCCUUUACUGAGCGCAAAGUCCGAUUCGUGAACCGAUUCCUCCCCAUUACCGCGCCUUUCCACAGCCCGUACCUGAAAGAGGCCAUUAAGCAUCUCCAGAGCGAUCUCGGGGAAAUCGUCAUUGCUGCUUCUGAGCUGGGCAUCCCCGUCUACGACACUUACACGGGCGAUGACUUACAGGAGAAGAAGGGUGAGAACAUUGUGCCUUCGCUGAUCAAGAUGAUCUGCCAGGAUCAAGUGCUUUGGGAGAAGGCAACCGUCAUGCCAAACGCUACACACAUCCUUGACUUUGGUCCAGGUGGGAUUUCUGGUCUCGGCGUUCUCACGAACCGCAACAAGGACGGUACUGGUGUUCGCGUCAUUCUUGCUGGUACAAUGGACGGUACGAAUACGGAGGUCGGAUACAAGCCCGAAAUCUUCGAUCGUGAUGCAGAGCAUGCGGUCAAGUACGCCGUGGACUGGCUGAAAGAGUACGGUCCAAAGUUGGUCAAGACAUCUGCCGGGCAGACAUUUGUGGAUACCAAGAUGAGCAGACAGCUCGGCUUGCCGCCUGUCAUGGUUGCGGGCAUGACGCCUUGCACAGUCCCAUGGGACUUCGUGUCGGCGACCAUGAACGCUGGAUACCAAAUCGAGUUGGCCGGCGGAGGGUACUACAACGACAAGAGCAUGUCGGAGGCCAUUUCGAAGCUCGAGAAGUCAAUUCCAGCUGGACGUGGUAUCACGGUCAACUUGAUCUACGUGGCUCCUCGUGCCAUGGCGUGGCAGAUUCCGAUGAUUGCACGACUGCGUGCUGAAGGCGUGCCUAUCGAAGGGUUGGUCAUCGGUGCCGGUGUUCCUUCGAUCGAGGUUGCAAACGAGUACAUCGAGACGCUCGGCAUCAAGCACAUCGGUUUCAAGCCAGGGUCAAUGGAAGCUAUCCAGCAGGUCAUCAACAUUGCCAAGGCCAACCCUAAAUUCCCAGUCUUCAUGCAGUGGACAGGUGGCCGUGGCGGUGGCCAUCAUUCCUACGAGGACUUCCACCAGCCAAUUCUGUCCAUGUACAGCCGCAUCAGGCGCUGCGAGAACAUUGUUUUGAUCGCUGGCUCCGGGUUUGGCGGCGCCGAGGACACUUAUCCAUACCUCAAUGGCCAAUGGGCGCGCAAGUAUGGCUACCCUCCAAUGCCAUUUGAUGGUGUCAUGUUCGGAAGCCGAUGCAUGGUCGCCAAGGAGGCAUACACCUCGAAGAUGGCCAAGCAGGCUAUCGUUGAUGCAGAGGGUCUUGAAGACCAUGAGUGGGAGAAGACCUACAAGGGCCCAGCUGGUGGUGUGAUCACCGUUCGAUCUGAGAUGGGCGAGCCCAUCCACAAGAUUGCAACUCGUGGUAUCAAGUUCUGGGCGGAGAUGGACCAGAAGAUCUUCAGCUUGGACAAGGCCAAGCGCAUCCCCGAGCUCAAGAAGAACCGCGAGUACAUCAUUCAGAAGCUCAACGACGACUUCCAAAAGCCCUGGUUCGGCAGGAACAAGGCCGGCGAGAGCGUUGAUCUUGAGGAUAUGACGUACGGCGAGGUCCUCCAGAGGAUGGUCGAGUUGAUGUAUGUCAAGCACCAGAAGCGCUGGAUCGACAAGUCUCUUGCACGCCUGACCGGUGACUUCAUCCGCCGUAUCGAGGAGCGUUUCGCACCCGACGGCGCCGGAUCGAUCAUCCAGAACUAUAGCGAGCUCCAAGAUCCAUUCAACACCGUCAAGAAGGUGUUGGAAGCCUACCCCGAGUCCGAUGUGCAGCUCAUCAACGCCCAGGAUUGUCAGCACUUCUUGCUGCUCUGCCAACGCCGUGGACAGAAGCCAGUGCCCUUCGUGCCCUGCCUCGAUGACACCUUUGAAUUCUUCUUCAAGAAGGAUUCUCUGUGGCAAUCCGAGGACUUGGACGCCGUUGUCGACCAAGAUGUUGGGCGCGUUGCCAUCUUGCAGGGUCCAAUGGCUGUCAAGUACUCCAAGAUUGUCGACGAACCGAUCAAAGACAUCUUGGACAGUGUUCACCAGGGUCACAUCAAGAGCCUCACACAAGACCUAUACGGCGGCAAUGAUAGCAGGAUUCCACACGUAGAAUACUUCGGAGGCAAGCUCAUUGAGGCUAGCGACGACACCAAUCUGGAAGGUCUGACCGUCAAUGAGACGGAGCACAAGAUCUUGUAUCGAUUGUCGGCGAUGUCGAGCACACCAAUGGUAGCCGUCGAGAACUGGAUGCAGGUUCUCGCCGGCAGAGCGCACACCUGGAGGCACGCCUUCUUCACGGCCGAUGUCUUUGUUCAAGGUCAACGAUACCAGACCAACCCCAUGCACCGCAUUUUCGCACCAACGCCUGGCAUGCUCGUUGAGAUCCUCUACCCCAACGAUCCCAAACGCACCGUCAUCAGCGUCAAGGAGCCCAGCCAUGGCACCCAGUACAAGCAGACCAUCGAAGUCGGACCCAUGUCGAACAACGAGAUUGUGGUCAAGAUGAUCGAAGAUCGCACCGUUUCUGGCAGGCCUGUUGCUCUGCCUCUUCGUUUCACUUACCAUCCAGAGACCGGAUAUGCGCCAAUCCGUGAAGUCAUGGAAACCAGGAACGAUCGCAUCAAGGAGUUCUACUACCGCAUCUGGUUCGGAGACGAGUCAGUACCGUUUGACACUCCUGUCACCUCACGCUUCGACGGCGGCAGAGCGACUGUCACGAGCGAGGCUAUCAAUGAUUUCGUCCACGCAGUCGGUAACACAGGAGAAGCAUUUGUUGACCGACCUGGUAAGGAAGUGUUCGCUCCAAUGGACUUUGCCAUCGUCGUGGGGUGGAAGGCGAUUACGAAGCCCAUCUUUCCGAGGAAGAUUGACGGAGACUUGCUUAAGCUUGUCCACCUUUCCAACGGCUUCCGCAUGAUCCCCGGUGCCGCUCCACUUAAGAGGGGCGACGUCUUGGAUACGACUGCUGAGGUCAACGCCGUCAUCAAUCAGGAGUCAGGAAAGAUGGUCGAGGUUUGCGGCACCAUCACCCGUGAUGGCAAGCCAGUCAUGGAGGUCACCAGCCAGUUCUUGUACCGCGGCGCGUACACCGACUUCGAGAACACCUUUCAGCGAAAGGUCGAGACCCCCAUGCAAGUGCACCUUGGCUCCACCAAGGAUGUCGCUGUCCUGCAAUCCAAGGAGUGGUUCAAGCUUGAGAAUACCGACAUUGAUCUCCUCGGCCAGACUAUAGUGUUUAAGCUGCAGAGCCUGGUUCGGUACAAGAACAAGACUGUGUUUUCUUCAGUCCAGACUAUUGGCAACGUUGAACUCGAGCUGUCAACGAAGGAGAUCAUCAAGAUUGCCUCGGUGGAGUACGAAGCUGGUGCCUCAUACGGCAAUCCAGUCUUGGACUACUUGACUCGCAAUGGCUCUGCGCUUGACCAGCCUGUCAACUUCGAAAAUCCAAUUCCACUCAGUGGCAAGACCCCUCUGGUACUGAAGGCGCCCUCAUCUAAUGAGGCGUACGCUCGCGUCUCGGGAGACUACAACCCGAUCCACGUUUCUCGAGUGUUCUCGCAGUAUGCUGGUCUUCCGGGCACCAUCACUCACGGCAUGUACUCAAGUGCUGCUGUGCGAAGCCUCGUCGAGACAUGGGCAGCCGAGAACAACGUCGGCCGUGUUCGGAGCUUCCAUGCCUCACUGGUCGGCAUGGUGUUGCCAGAUGACACAAUUGAAGUCAAGUUGCAGCACGUCGGUAUGGUGGCUGGACGUAAGAUCAUCAAGAUCGAAGCCCAAAAGGCCGAAACCGAAGAGAAGGUGCUCCUCGCGGAAGCUGAAGUAGAACAGCCAGUCUCGUCCUACGUGUUCACCGGCCAAGGAUCGCAAGAACAAGGAAUGGGUAUGGAGCUCUACAAUUCAAGCGCCGUCGCAAAGGACGUGUGGGAUCGUGCCGACAAGCACUUCCUCGACAACUAUGGUAAGUCCAGCCAAUCAGUAGACCCUCGGGUGGUUGGGUCAGCAACGCUAACAAUUCUCAGGGUUUGCCAUCACCAACAUCGUCAAGAACAACCCCAAGGAACUUACCAUCCAUUUCGGCGGUGCCCGAGGAAAGGCCAUUCGCAAAAAUUACAUGGACAUGACGUUCGAAACUGUGGCGGCAGACGGCAGCAUCAAAUCCGAGAAGAUCUUCAAGGAGAUCACCGAGGAGACAACUUCGUACACCUACCGCUCCCCUACCGGCUUGCUCUCUGCGACUCAGUUCACUCAGCCUGCUCUGACACUCAUGGAGAAGGCCUCCUUCGAGGAUAUGUUUGCCAAGGGAUUGGUUCAGAGAGACAGCAGCUUUGCUGGGCAUUCCCUUGGUGAGUACAGUGCUCUGGCCGCCUUGGCCGAGGUCAUGCCCAUUGAGAGCUUGGUGUCGGUCGUCUUCUACCGCGGCUUGACAAUGCAAGUCGCCGUGGAGCGUGACGAGGCUGGUCGCUCCAACUACUCCAUGUGCGCCGUCAACCCAUCGCGUAUCAGCAAGACCUUCAAUGAGCAAGCCCUUCAGUACGUGGUCGAGAACAUUGCCGAAACGACCGGCUGGCUCCUGGAGAUUGUCAACUUGAACGUCCACAACCAGCAGUACGUCUGUGCCGGUGAUCUGCGCGCGUUGGAUUGCCUCACCAACGUCACCAACUAUCUCAAGGCUCAGAAGAUCGACAUCCAACAGCUCAUGCAGACCAUGAGCCUGGAGGACGUCAAGUCUCACCUGACUGAGAUCAUCAGGGAGUGCGCCAAGCAAACGGACGCCAAGCCCAAGCCCCUGGACCUGCAGCGUGGAUUCGCCACGAUCCCUCUCAAGGGUAUUGAUGUGCCUUUCCAUAGCACCUUCUUGCGCUCUGGCGUCAAGCCUUUCCGAUCGUUCUUGCUUAAGAAGAUUCACAAGACGAGCAUUGACCCCGGCAAGUUGGUUGGCAAAUACAUUCCCAAUGUUACCGCGAAGCCAUUUGAGCUUACGAAGGAGUACUUUGAGGAUGUGUACCGAUUGACGAAGAGCCCCAGGAUCGGAAACAUCUUGGAAAACUGGGAGACGUAUGAGUCGGACGAGCCUAAUAUCCAGAGGCCGCGGGCUGGCAGUGUGGCUGUGCCUUCAUCGUAG
Molecule: messenger RNA, 6424 nt
Organism: Lecanosticta acicola
Lineage: Eukaryota; Fungi; Ascomycota; Dothideomycetes; Mycosphaerellales; Mycosphaerellaceae
Source: the annotation of a GenBank genome assembly